AUGAAAAGAAAUCGUAAAUUAAUUGAACAUGCCAAAAAUCUUUCUUCAUCUGAUCUUUAUAAUUUUAUUCUUCAUUCCAAUAGACAUAUAUCAAAUAAUUAUCAAAUUGAAAUAUAUCAUGGUGAAGAAUUAUUAAAUGAAUAUAAAAAACAAAUUAUAGAAUUAUUUGAAAUCAAUAUGAAAACAUUAUAUCAACAAUCAAAUCAUGAUUAUAAUAUUAAUGAAAAAAAAAUAGAAUUAUUUUCUAAUCAAUCAAGAUAUUUACUUAUUUUAUCUUCAAAUAAAUUAUUAGCAUUUGCACAUUUUCGUUUUGAUAUUGAUUAUGGUUGUCGUGUUUUAUAUUUAUAUGAAUUACAAGUAAAUAAAAAUUAUCAAGGACAAGGUCUUGGUCAAUGGAUAAUAGAACAAAUGAAAAUAUUUUGUCAAAAAACACAAAUGUUAAAAAUUGUAUUAACUGUUCAUAAAGUUAAUAAGAAAGCAAUUGAUUUUUAUAUGAAAAAAUGUCAAUUUGAAAUUGAUGCUUCGGAUCCGAGUGAUGAACCUGUUGACUAUGUUAUUCUUUCUUUCACUAUAUAA
Molecule: messenger RNA, 576 nt
Organism: Rotaria sp. Silwood2
Lineage: Eukaryota; Metazoa; Rotifera; Eurotatoria; Philodinida; Philodinidae
Source: the annotation of a GenBank genome assembly